AUGGCGGCAGAAAAGUACUUCUCCACGGACGUGCUGCUGGACAUCCUGCAGCGGCUGCCGCCAAGCUCCCGCCGCCGCGCCCGCCUCGUCUGCCAGCACUGGCGGAACGUCGUCGACAACCGCACGACGGAGAUGCAGAGCCGCGCCAAGCCCCUCUUCUGGGACACCUGCUCCGCUGAAGCCUACCUCGUCAGCAACCUCUCGGAGCCAUGGAAGGCGACCUGCAAACGCAUGGCGGAUCCCGCCAAUUACUUCCGAGGAGGCACGCAGAUGGUCGGCACGUGCAACGGGCUGCUCUGCCUGUGCAGCAACAAGGAGCCCGGCGGCACCAUCACGGUGGUCAACCCCGCCACUCGGCAGAAGCUUCCAGUCCCGCCGUUGCGGCCCAAGGGGUUGGCUGUCAGGAGAUACGUUCGGCCGCAGUGGGACAAGGCCUACAGCUUCGGGUACCACCCGAUCACGGGGCAGUACACGGUGGUGCACGUCCCAUGCAGCUUCGACGGCGUCGUUUACGAGUUCGAUAGGGUGCAUGCGCUCACUUUGGGGGAGGCGGCGUGGCGAGAGGUGCCGGUGGUGAUCCCCGGAGGCGCAAAGUGCAAUCUUAACGCCGGAAUCAUCAGCGUCGAUGGAGCGACCCACUGGUUCACCGAAGGCGGCUCCCCGACAAUCAUGUCCUUUGACCUCCUAAGCGAGCGCAUCACCUCCACCAGGCCGCUAUCGGCUGCAUUGCCGGCCGGGCGUGAUCGAUACCACCUGACGGAAGUGCACGGGAGGUUGGGUUUCGCCGUCUUGGAUGGCUCAGUGACCACGGAGGUGUGGAUUCUGGACAAGGAGACAUGGAGCCGCUGGUAUACCUUUAGACGGCAGGACAUCCCACGGCCACACUUUGCCUAUGGCGAGUAUGUCUUGACGUGUGAGUCAUCGUCGUUUUAUGGGCACCAGCGAAAAGCCACGUUGGAAUUGGUGUCCCUCGGGGGCACCAUGGGACAUGUCGGUCGAGCCAAGGGCACGCUUGUUGCCAAGAUGAAAGGCGAGUGCUACCGCUACCGCACAUUCGUCUAUGUCAAGACCACGGAGCCACUCAAUUGUUUUACACAAAAACCUAGUCGGUGA
Molecule: messenger RNA, 1113 nt
Organism: Lolium perenne
Lineage: Eukaryota; Viridiplantae; Streptophyta; Magnoliopsida; Poales; Poaceae
Product: F-box protein At1g11270-like
Molecular function (GO): protein binding
Source: RefSeq, a predicted model, not a curated record